Phoenix dactylifera (date palm) is the source of this 1748-nucleotide messenger RNA. The record is from RefSeq and is a predicted model, not a curated record. Lineage: Eukaryota; Viridiplantae; Streptophyta; Magnoliopsida; Arecales; Arecaceae.
UCCUUUAGAAAUAGGAAAUCUGUCUUCUCUGGACAUGCUAAGCUUAGCUAGUAACAAUUUCACUGGUGUGAUUCCUCCCUCAAUAGGCAAUUUGACCUUCCUUCAAUCACUUUCCCUAUCAAUGAAUUCCUUGACUGGGCCGAUACCUAAUGAGCUGGCAUUAAUGCCGCAACUUACAGAAGUACGCUUGAGCACAAAUUUUUUGAAUGGGGAGAUACCCAUCGGAUUCUUCAAUUCCCAGGGGAACGUUCUGAACCUCUCCCGCAACAACCUCUCAGGCACUUUACCACUAUCAAACUAUGCACUUCCCAAAGAAUUUGAUCUAUCAUACAAUAGCUUGGAGAUCCCUCGUAGCUGGGCCCACUACUAUGGGAUGGAAGGAAGGCUUUAUGGGAACAAAUGUUGCAUCGAUCGAUGACCCAGAAGAUUUCACGCCUCAGCACAAGAAAGAUGGCAAACAUGGAAAUCACAGAAUUCUCAUCUUUAUUGCGGUUCCUGUUCUUAUAUUGUCAUUUAUUAUUGCAAUCCUGUAUAAAUGUAAAUGUGCAUCUAGUCCGCAAAAAGAGAAGGAAACAGCAAAAGAGAUCAUUGAAAUGAGAUCUUCAAAUGUAUUCUCCAUUUGCAACUUUGAUGGGAAGGUUGCGUUUGAAGACAUCAUAGAAGCCACAGAGAACUUCGAUGACAUAUACUGUGUUGGAUUUGGUGGGAGUGGGAUUGUCUACGAAGCAGAGUUACCUACAGGUCAAGUAGUGGCAGUAAAGAGAAUUCAUUCACCUGAAAAUGAAGAACUUCCCCAUGACACAACCUUCAUAAAUGAGAUACGGGUGAUGACCGAAAUCCGGCACCGCAACAUUAUGAAACUUUAUGGAUUCUGUCUGCACAGCAGAUUCAUGUUUCUAGUUUGCGAGUACAUGGAAAAUGGAAGCUUAAGUGAAAUAUUAUCCAAUCACCGAAGAGCCUUGGCGUUGGAUUGGGAAAGGAGGGUGAGGACAGUUAAAGAUGUCGCCAGCGCGCUGAGUUACUUGCAUCAUGAUUGCUCCCGACCAAUAGUGCAUCGAGACAUAUCGAGCAACAAUAUCUUGUUUGAUUCAGAAUUAAGGGCUUGUAUCUCUGAUUUUGGUGCUGCAAAACUCUUGAAUCUUGAUUCCUCGAACUGGACGGCUUUUGUAGGCACCUGCGGAUAUGCUGCUCCAGAGCUUGCUUACACGAUGAAGGUAACAGAAAGGUGCGAUGUUUAUAGCUUUGGGGUGGUGACGCUUGAAGUAUUAAUGGGAAGACAUCCUGGAGACCUCGUUUUAUCAUUAUCAACGUCUAUUAUUGACCGGAACACGUUGGUAAAAGAUGUGCUGGACCAGCGUCUCUCUUGUCCCCCUUCCGGUUUGGAGAUGAAGGAAAUAUGCAAUAUAGUUGCAGUGGCACUUUCUUGCAUAUGUUGGGAUCCAAAAUACAGACCCACAAUGCGAUGCGUAACCCAAAGGUUGUCAAAAUCUCGUCUACCUUCGCUUGAGCCGGUUGACGGAAUUACCCUGUUCCAGUUGAAGAAUCUUAAUGUGUAAUGUUGUCUCGAGGUUGGUCUGGAUUGUUGUAGGAUCAAGAAUUCUGAUUAUUCACAGUUUCAUGUGCAUUACCAAAUGGUAUCAGGUAUCAGCAUGUUUUGUUUCUCUUGUUUCCGCAUCUUGUAAGAGAAGAAGUAGAAUCAGAGUCGGUGUUACGAUCAUUUUAGUUUUGUAGAUCAGCUGAAUAUUAUG